Messenger RNA from Cannabis sativa, 978 nucleotides. RefSeq lists its product as uncharacterized. Bases 1 to 978 code for a protein of 325 amino acids. The record is from RefSeq and is a predicted model, not a curated record. Lineage: Eukaryota; Viridiplantae; Streptophyta; Magnoliopsida; Rosales; Cannabaceae. The transcript has a single exon.
AUGGUGUCCUUUGUUGGGUACAAUCAAGAUGAUGAUGAAGAACCCACUCUCAAGUUUGUAACUAGUGUUGGUGACUAUGUUAUUGAACAAGUACUAAAUAUUUCUGAAAUGAAGCAACAUCAUAAGGAUCUUCCUUACUUUUUACAACUCUCCCAUUGUAAUGGCAUUAUUCAUAUAUUUGGUCUCCAUGAUGAUUCAACUGUUUUUUAUAAUCCAACACUUAAAAAGUUUAAGUUACUUCGAGGACCCAUUUGUUUUCCACCUAAUUUUGUAGAAGUUGUUGGAAGUGGAUUUGGGUAUGAUUCUAAAUCUAAUGUUUACAAAUGUGUUAAGAUCUUUUGUAACAAAGAUUGUCGAGACCUCAUAGCUAUGGUCCAUACUCUAGGAACUAAUAAUUGGAGAGAAGUUAAGAUUGAAAGAGAGAUAAUAGAAUCUAUCCCAAAUUUAAAUAAUAGUCAUUUGAGAGGCUUGGGAUCAAUAUAUGUUAAGGAUGCUUUGUAUUGGUGUUGUUACUCUUAUUCAACACAAAAAGGUUUACUUCUUUCUUUCAAUAUGUCCAAUGAGGUAUUUUGUAGUAUACAAAUUCCUCAUCACGUGGUGGAGCAAUUAGAUUGUAGAAGAAAAUUGAUGUUGGUAGAGUGGAAUGGAUCAGUUGGGCUUUUUUUUGGGGUCAAGGAGCCUAAUAAUUCUGACUAUAUGUAUAUUUUGUACGAGUUAUGGGUGAUUGAGUCUACUACCAAUUGGUUUAAGAUUCUUAAAAUUGGGCCACUACAACGGUUUUAUUGGCCUAUUACAUUUUGGAAAAAUGGUGAGCUCUUAAUGAAUAAUUAUAACAAUCUUUAUAAAGAUGAAGAUUACAGAAUAAUAGCAUCAUACAAUGUUUAUACAAAGCAACUUAAGAAGAUGGUAUAUGGUGUUAGAAGCAAAUUUUUCUUUACUUGUGUUACUCCAUAUUUGAACACUCUUGUUUCAGUCUAG